Molecule: messenger RNA, 201 nt
Organism: Perkinsus marinus ATCC 50983
Lineage: Eukaryota; Perkinsozoa; Perkinsida; Perkinsidae
Exons: 1
Coding region: 1-201 (66 amino acids)
Source: RefSeq, a predicted model, not a curated record
AUGCCCUGUGAUGGCGUCCCGGCACGAAGACUGGCUACUGAGUUUGAGCUCAUGCUGGAUCAUGCAGAGGAGGAGGAGGAGGCAUCACCGGCAACUGCAGUGACGCCCAACUUCCCAGUCCUCAUGGAGUUACCUCGACUGACAUUCUUCCAUUCUGAUGAUGAAGACGAGGACUUCAACAGCCAGGGAGUGAGGACUUGA